Lodderomyces elongisporus is the source of this 2091-nucleotide messenger RNA. RefSeq lists its product as uncharacterized. The transcript has a single exon. The coding region runs from base 1 to 2091 and encodes 696 amino acids. Lineage: Eukaryota; Fungi; Ascomycota; Pichiomycetes; Serinales; Debaryomycetaceae. The record is from RefSeq and is a predicted model, not a curated record.
AUGGAACUUCGUACGCUACGAGGAAGCAAGAUCAUAAUCGAUGAUUUAUCCCGAAUAGCAUUGGCCAAUGUGGAUGAUGCACCAGAAAUUGUCAACGCUGUACGGCAGCGCAUUGAGCACUCUUCACAAAGCGAAAAAAUCUUGUCAAUGUAUGUGUUGGAUAGUCUUGCCAAGGAGGGGAAUCCUUACAAUAUUCUAUUUGGCAGUAUUAUAUAUGACGUAUUCACUUAUGCAUAUGUUCAUGUUGGUGAUGGAUACUUGAAAGAUGGGGUAUCGUUUCGUAAGGCAUUAAUGAAUCUACUAGAGACAUGGUACGAGCAUCGCAAUGAACAAGGUGAAGUCUUUUAUAAAGCAGUCUUCCCCAAGGAGGAACUUGAUAAAAUCCAAAGUUUUAAACAAAAAGUUGCCCGAGUUGAGAGCAAAGAUGACCCAGGAGCUUUGCGACAACAAUUUCCUAGAAUAAAUUCGCAUAUAUUGUUUGAUAGAGGCUUGACUGCUUUGGCUUUAGUUAACCGAAUGAACAGAGAUUUGGAUAUUUACAAGUUGGAUCAAAAAUUUAUCGAAGAAAAGGAGAUGCAACAGAUGGAUAUUUUUGAAAAGGAGAGGAACCAGAUUGUUAGUAUAGUGAACAAUUGUCUUGAUAAUGUUGAGGUAUUUGAGCGGGAUCUCCAGAAUAUUGACGGUGGUAAACUACGACCGACAAGUCAAGAUAUUCAAACCACGUUUCAACAGUACUUUAUCACCAUUGAGGAUUCACUAAAAACUUUAAAUGAAAAUGGAGUCCGUCAAGUGGAAUUCUUGAUUGAGCUUAGAAGAAGAAUGCAGGAACGUGUUUCACAGACGCAAAAAAGGCUGCGCCGGUCGGAAACAAAAGAGAUGAUAAAUAAAUACAUUACAGCCAACUUUGUUUCCAUUUGUAAGGAACCCAAGAGACAGUUCUUCUCCACAUCGAAUUCAAAUGAAUUCGACCAGUUUAUUAAAAGUUUUGGCAAAGCGGUAACAAAGAAAAUCAAAGUCGAAAUCCCUGGACUCGAUUCCUCAAUGACGACAGUAAAGGAUGAGAAAAAGGAAAGUGAACACGACGGAACGUCAACACUUGAACACACCCAACUGGCUGGUCAAACAGGUUUGCUGGACCAAUCAAAACAAACAGAACAACCUGCACAAAGCUUUGAUAUUUUGGGCUUCUUCCCUGGACUAAGCAGUUCCGUAUUUGGAAAGCCGAAAGAAGCACCCAUGUUUACUAACAAAGAAACACUUGUAUCUGCAGAUGAUCCUCAACAAAGCAAAACUCUCAAUAAUAGUGAUGAUGAACGACAAAUAAGAAAAUCAAAUCCGAAAGUUGAGAGUGACAAGGUAGAUACUUCCAAUUCAGAUGUUGACCCUUUUGUAAGAAAAAGUAUUGAAAAGGAAAAUGUUUCUUUAGAAAAAAAGACACUAAAUCUGCAAGUUGAGAAUACGGGAAUCCCAUCGUCAAUUGGAGACGAACCGCUAGUAUCUCAAACCGUCGCAAAUGGAGAUAAACAACAAGUUGCACAGAAAUCGGACUCUGAUUUUAAUUCCAAUAACGUUAAUGAUGAUGGUGAUAAUACUGACAAUGACAAUGACAAUGACAAUGACAAUGACGAUGACGAAAAAGAAAAAGCAGAGGAAGAUGACGAUGAUGAUGAACUAUACAGUCCAGUUGCAUAUUCUCCAGAAGAUUCUUUCGAACCUACAUGUCGUAUCCCUACAAUGGUUACAUCAAAAGAGAGUACAGAAGUUCAUAAUUCUGUCGCUUUGCUGACAUCAGCUGGUGAAUCAAGUGAUCAACAUAUAAAAUCACUAGGAAAUGCAAACUUGAGUGAUGAUAGAGGAAUCAGUAAACAAAAUUCAUCUGAGUCGAAUGAACCCAAUACUAAUAGUUUUAUCGGCGUAUCUCCAGGAGACAAAGAUAUAGAGCCACUAAAAGUUUUGAAUAGCAGCGACACACCCCUCAAAAAGUCCUGUUUAAAGAGACGUGCUGGUACUACGAAUACCUCUGUUGCUGAUGGUAAAGAUGGAGAAAGCACGAGAUCCGUAAAAAGAGUAAGGUUUGUUGUUACUGAGUAA